Molecule: messenger RNA, 2427 nt
Organism: Cryptotermes secundus
Lineage: Eukaryota; Metazoa; Arthropoda; Insecta; Blattodea; Kalotermitidae
Product: homeotic protein empty spiracles
Exons: 3
Coding region: 631-2013 (460 amino acids)
Biological process (GO): regulation of DNA-templated transcription; central nervous system development; brain development
Molecular function (GO): DNA-binding transcription factor activity, RNA polymerase II-specific; DNA binding
Source: RefSeq, a predicted model, not a curated record
UUAGCGAACGGGCUUGAGUGGGAAUUUGUGCCACCUUAAUGAAGACUGUAUUGUUAAAAAACAAGCAAUGAAAGUCAUAACGAUGAGAAAAAAGGACUGGUGCCAGUGUUACCCUAGUGUCUUGUGUUGUCAUUGUUAGAAAUAAAAAUCGCACAAGGUAACAGUGCUUACAGCUGCAUAUUAUUUCUCAGUGCGUGUCUGUGGAAAAUGCAUAAGAAUUUAACUAACGUUGUUGUUGUACUGAGGAGCUCCAGUGCGGAAUUCUAUUGCUUACAUUGUAUGAGGAACUGAAAUUGUGAUUUCUAUUCGAUGUGGAAUUUAGUGACACAGCUGGUUCUUCAAACACUGAGUUAUUUAUAAGAAUGGUUGUGACUGGAAGAGGAAAGAAUUGUGCAGGAAUUAGUUUUGUAUUUUAAAAAUUACAGUAAAGAGUGAAUUACUGAUAGGCGUCAUAAGUACGAAAGUUCAAGAAGCUAUGAAAUGUCCUUACCAGGACAUGACCACGCGAAACUUUACCAAAGUGACUAAUCUACUGUGAGGAAAAGUUUUUGAAGGUGUAAUUUUGUUUCCUUAGUUACAUAGACGAGAGCGGAAGGGCAAAAAGACCAAAAGAGGGCACAAACACAAACAAUGAUGCCUCUUGCGCCGACCCCAAUUGUGGCCGUUCCAUCUAAACCAAAAAUCGGUUUCUCUAUUGAUUCUAUAGUAGGCGGUGGUACCAAUACGAACAACACAAAUUGCAACAUUCACACGAAUUCACCAACUAACACUGCCACCACGACACCAUCAACACCACAAAAACACCGACCUGCAACAUCACAUUCACCAGAAUGUGACGUCAUCAACACGGACACAUCACCAAACCCGCCGUCAGUAAGUCCUGCAUCAUCAACAGCAUCAAAUCAUUACACAACGAAUCACAGUAACAAUGUAGAAAACAAUAGGACAACCUCACACUCGCCCACCGGUUCAUCAUCACCAGAGUUAUCACCGGGGAAUUAUCACCGUGUGAGGCAUCAUUCUGGAUCCUUAUCACCGUCAAUAUCACCGACAUCAUCACCAGCACCAACAGGUGUUUUAGUGCAAGGGACUGGCAUGAGUCCGCCGACAAAUUCCGCGCCUACUCUGGUUCGGCCGUCCGCUCUAGCUCCAUCAGCAGCGGGUCUCGUCGGCUCUGCGGGCUUCACGCCGACCUCAGCCGCGGCAGGGGAGUCCGGACUCAAGGGCCUGUACCUGCCAGAGCCACUAGUGCACCACCACCACUCGCACCACCACCCGGGGCACCACCACCACCACCAGCUGGCGCUUGCAGCCGCAGCGGCAGCUCAGCACUUCCAAGCCGCGGGCCUGGCGGCCGCCCUCGCGCAGCAAACGGCGGGGGGACACCACGGCGCCGGCUUCUUGCCUGGGGCGGCGGCUGGCGCACCUCCCGGGGCCGGAGCACCCGGACACCUGCCGCCGCACCACCCUACACCUCACCCUGCUGCCGCUGCCAUAGCCCGCGACACGUACCCUCUGUACCCCUGGCUGCUGUCGAGGCACGGGAGAAUAUUCCCGCACAGGUUUCCCGCAGGUCCGGACAUCCCGGGGUUCCUGCUACAGCCAUUUCGAAAACCAAAGCGAAUUCGGACAGCGUUUAGUCCUAGUCAACUGUUAAAACUAGAGCACGCAUUCGAAAAGAAUCACUACGUGGUGGGAGCAGAGCGGAAACAGCUAGCGCAGUCACUCAGCCUCACGGAGACUCAGGUUAAAGUGUGGUUCCAGAACAGACGAACCAAACACAAACGGAUGCAGCAAGAAGAGGAGGCCAAGGCUCAGCAAGCGGCUGCAGCCAGCAACAAGAACAGCCAUCACGUCACGAAGUGGAAACAGGAGACUCAGGGACAAGGGACGGACGAGAACAGCCGGCAGCAGACGGCAGCUGCGCAGUACAACAGCAGCGGCAGGGACCACCACAAUCACCAUCAGGACGCUAGGGACGUGGACAGCUGCAGCUCGGGUUCCGAGACCUGAGUACCCAGACAUGUCCUUGGAUUCUUCACUCAGACAGCGAGAGAAGUUUCGGUGAUUCACAGGCCGACAGUUGGUCAGGGAUCUUUGCGAACCUACAAUUGUUAGCAGGUCCUCUGUCCGGGGAUGGAGUCAAAUGUUACGAACUGUUUUUGUGAACGUUACAAAGACAGGGAUCUCUGAAAAUAUUAGUCACGAAUGUUUUCAGUGUCAGAGCAAGACACUGUGAUACUUUAAAGUAUAGACAAGUUUACGAAAAACAAAAUAUUGUACAAACCAACUGUGACGGAGAUGUUUUAAGUCACAGUUUCUGAUGACUGAAUAAUUUUGUUCUGAGGCAGGCCAGACAAAAUUAUAAAUGUUCUUUGUUUGAACUGUUUGUUAUCAGUAAGGAUUCUAAAUAUAUGAUGUCACUAA